Eleginops maclovinus (Patagonian blennie) is the source of this 1263-nucleotide messenger RNA. RefSeq names its product toll-like receptor 2. Gene Ontology annotation, molecular function: transmembrane signaling receptor activity; protein binding; triacyl lipopeptide binding. NCBI's taxonomy places the organism in Eukaryota, Metazoa, Chordata, Actinopteri, Perciformes, Eleginopidae. Gene Ontology annotation, biological process: immune response; inflammatory response; toll-like receptor signaling pathway. Gene Ontology annotation, cellular component: plasma membrane. Bases 1 to 1263 code for a protein of 420 amino acids. The transcript is spliced from 3 exons. The record is from RefSeq and is a predicted model, not a curated record.
AUGCCUUCGUUCUCCUGCUCCCUCUAUGGGAGAAGUGCGAAGCUGGAGUAUAUUGACGUUAGUGGCAACCUGUUUAGUGAUCUGGCUCUUAGCCAAAUGAUGUGCGAUGGUGAAAGCCGGUUUUGGAGACUGCAAACGCUCAAUAUCAGCAGGAAUCACCUGAAGUCCAUCAACAGUCAGCUUUUUGUCAAUUUGCCAAGGAGCUUACACAUCCUCGAUCUAUCAGUCGAUGACUUGACUGUCUUCAAUAUCGAACUACCUUUUCUAACUGUCUUCAAUAUCGAACUACCUUCUCUAACAGAGUUAUACAUUUCUGACAACAAGAUCAGUAGUUUGCCAGAUGGGCAUUUAUACCCUCUUCUCGCAUUUCUCUUCAUUCAAAACAACGAUUUACACACGUUCGGCAGCAACAAUCUAAAUGAUUACAAUAAUCUGAGUAUAGAGGCUGGAACUAACACGUAUGUCUGUUCCUGUGACUUUGUAGCCUUAAUGACGAGUGACUUGACAAGUCUUUCAGUCACAUUUGUAAAUGGGUUAAAGUCGUACGUCUGUGACUCCCCUGACGCUGUGAGGGGAAAGAGUGUUGCAGGUGCGAGAUUGUCAGAGUUUGAAUGCCACACAGCUUUAGCUUUUUCUUUACUCUGCUCAGGCAUCCUGGUGUUCUUUCUGCUCGUUUUUGGUUUGUGUCACAAAUUCAGCAUUGUGUGGUACAUGAAGAUGACCUGGGCCUGGCUGAGAGCCAAGAGGAAGCCACAAUUAAAAAAGGGAGCGCUUGAGUAUGACGCCUUUGUGUCCUACAGUGAAAUGGACUCGGGCUGGGUGGAGACACAUCUGGUCCCAGAGCUGGAGCAGGUGGAGCCUCCUCUCCGGCUCUGCCUCCACAUGAGAGACUUUGUGCCUGGAGGCUGGAUAUUGGACAACAUCAUGGACGCUAUCGAUAAGAGUCACAGAACUCUGUUUAUCCUCUCUCUGAACUUCAUCAGGAGUGAAUGGUGCAAGUACAAGCUGGAUUACACCCACUUUAGAUUGUUUGACCACAAUGACGACACAGUUGUGCUGAUUCGGUUGGAGCUUGUUGACAAAGAGACCAUCCCCAAAAAUGUCUGCAAGCUGCGGAGAUUCAUGAACUCCAGGACGUAUCUGGAGUUGCCUUAUGAUCAUGAUCAGAUCCCCAGGUUCUGGCACCAAGUGAGAAGUGCCAUCAAAAGCCCUGAGCCUGGUGAUGGAAACGAUCCACAGUUUGACAUUGUGGAAUUAAUUUAG